AUGGGGCUGGUGAUGAGCGCCGCGACGGGGAGCGGCUGGACGACAGGGUCGGGGAUGGAGGGCCCACCGAUGGCCGGCGGCGCCGCGAACCGGCCGGAGGUGUCGACGCUGCCGUGGUCGCUCUUCACAAAGUCCCCGCGGCGGCGGAUGCGGGUGGCCUUCACCUGCAACGUCUGCGGGCAGCGCACCACGCGCGCCAUCAACCCGCACGCCUACACCGACGGCACCGUGUUCGUUCAGAAUUUGCCUUUUCAUAUAUCUGUGGCAUUGAACUUGAAGAAGUGCUGCGGCUGCAACAUCUUCCACAAGCUGGUGGACAACCUGAACCUGUUCCACGAGAUGAAGUGCUACGUCGGGCCCGACUUCCGCUACGAGGGGGACGCUCCGUUCAACUACCUUGAGGCGUUCUGUAGAAAAGACAGUAGAGUUGUCCACGCGUUGGACCCGAUGGGAACCCCGUCCAAACCCCUCCAUCGCUGCUCGAUACCUGUGGCAGAUGAUCCAGACGCUGUCGUCAUUCCAAAGCGAACUCCCAAUGCGAUCGUAAAGAAGCUGUCAUAUUUAACAGUUGACAAACGGGACAAAGAUUCUCCGCCGCUGUUCGGAGGACGUCAAACCUGGAAGCAGAGGGAGGAAAGCUUUAAACUGAAUGCUACCAUGAAGGUGCACUGUGGAUUUAUGAAAAACAGUGGUGCAGAUAUGGGUGCUGUUGAUUUCGAGUACAUACAGAAAUGCAAAUUCGUGGUUGCCUCGGGUAUUUUUGAUGGUUAUGACGUUCCUCAUCAGCCAUCAAAUAUUAGCUUUCGCUCUCAAAAGUUGUUCUGCUUCUUGAUGGUGGUCGAUGAGGUAUCCUUUGACUUCAUUGAACAGAAUGUCACUGUCAAAGUUGACAGUGCAGGAGGGAAAUGGGUUGGUAUAUGGCGACUUGUAACAUUGCACCGCCCUCCAUUUGAUGAACCUAGAAGGAAUGGAAAAGUACCAAAGAUAUUGACGCAUAGACUAUUUCCUCAAGCCUGGUAUAGCAUUUGGAUUGAUGGGAAAAUGGAGCUUAUGGUUGAUCCGCUGCUUAUUCUUGAAAGAUAUCUCUGGCGGGGAAAAUACACAUUUGCAGUAGCUGUCCAUAAGCAUCAUAGAAGCAUAUAUGAAGAGGGUGAUGCAAUCAAACGGAGGAAGCGAUAUGCUCGGCCUUUGGUUGAUCUUCAGAUGAAGAUAUACUACCACGAGGGGAUGGAGCCUUGGGACGAAAAGAAAAGGAUGCCUAGUGACAUACCAGAAGGAGCAGUGCUGAUCAGGGAGCACACGACGAUAACGGAUCUGUUCAGCUGCCUCUGGUUCAACGAAGUCAACCUCUUCACUCCUCGUGACCAGCUCAGCUUCGGCUACGUGGCCCAUCGGCUCGGAGACGCUCUCAAGUUCUUCAUGUUCCCCAACUGCGAGUACAAUUCCCUGUUCAUCCUGCACAGACACACGAGGGAGCACUCAUCGAAGGUGGAGUGGGCCAAGACGAUCGACGAGAUUUUGAAGAAGGGACUGAAGGAGAGCAGGGGAGGGUUAGGGCUGUGGACUCCGUACCCCGCAGACCUCAGCUCCGUGGAGCUCCCUGCUGUAAAAAGAACUUCGCAGGCAAGCUAG
Triticum turgidum subsp. durum (durum wheat) is the source of this 1632-nucleotide messenger RNA. Lineage: Eukaryota; Viridiplantae; Streptophyta; Magnoliopsida; Poales; Poaceae. The record is from the annotation of a GenBank genome assembly.